This is a messenger RNA of Austrofundulus limnaeus, 479 nucleotides long. RefSeq names its product complement C3. Lineage: Eukaryota; Metazoa; Chordata; Actinopteri; Cyprinodontiformes; Rivulidae. The transcript has 3 exons. Gene Ontology annotation, cellular component: extracellular region. Gene Ontology annotation, molecular function: endopeptidase inhibitor activity. The record is from RefSeq and is a predicted model, not a curated record. Bases 76 to 453 code for a protein of 125 amino acids.
AUCCACAACUCCAUUUUCUUCACAGUGAGUCAAUAUCAAGGCAAUGAACAGCAGACUAAGUGUUGUUUGGAUGGCAUGAAGGAAAUCCCACUUUCAUACACAUGUGAGAGGAGAGCAGAAUACAUUUUGGAUGGUCAGGCCUGUGUUGAUGCCUUCCUGAAGUGCUGCAAUGAAAUGGAAAGCCAGACAGAUGAGAUGAAAGAAGACCAUCUCAAAUUAGCUCGAAGUGAGGAUGAUGACAGUUACAUGGACAGCAAUGAAAUAGUUUCUCGUACCAACUUUCCUGAAAGUUGGCUGUGGUCAGACAUCAUUCUUCCAGCUUGUCAACAACCCAACUGUGAGUCCACCACGUUAAUGAAAGCUGUUCCGUUGCCAGACUCAAUCACAACCUGGCAGUUCACUGGCAUCAGCCUGUCAAAAACUCUUGGUGAGCAGUGUGCAACUACAGUUUGAUUUUGUUACUCUCUUACCAUCACUUA